This is a messenger RNA of Closterium sp. Yama58-4, 255 nucleotides long. The record is from the annotation of a GenBank genome assembly. NCBI's taxonomy places the organism in Eukaryota, Viridiplantae, Streptophyta, Zygnematophyceae, Desmidiales, Closteriaceae.
AUGCGAGCGCUAGAGGUUCUGGAGCUGCUGGAGGUCCUGGUGCUGGUGGCGCUGGAGCUGGAGGUUCUGGAGCUGCUGAGGGUACUGACGCUGGGGGUUCUGGAGCUGCUGAGGGUGCUGGCGCUGGAGGUUCUGGAGCUGCUGGAGGUGCUGGCGCUGAGGGUGCUGGCACUGGAGGUUCUGGAGCUGUUAGAGGUGCUCACAGCAGCUGCACGACUGGUACGGUCGCCGUCAGGGUCGCGCUUCUGGAGCUAG